Caenorhabditis elegans is the source of this 508-nucleotide messenger RNA. It is a transcript of the gene spig-18, whose product is annotated as DUF4440 domain-containing protein. Lineage: Eukaryota; Metazoa; Nematoda; Chromadorea; Rhabditida; Rhabditidae. The coding region runs from base 3 to 452 and encodes 149 amino acids. The transcript is spliced from 4 exons. The record is from RefSeq and is marked reviewed.
AAAUGCAGUAUAUUUAUUACUCAAUCAUUAUUUUGUUAACUUUUGACAUUUCUACAGUAAUCUCAGCGAAAUUGAUAAAAAUCGAACCAAUUGAUUAUAAUGUGGAAAUAGAUAAAACAUUGGAAGGAAUCGAAAGUUCAGUUCGAAAUCAAAGUAUUUCCGAUUUUUCCACGUAUUUUUCUGAAAGCUUUGACGCCAACGAGUGGUAUCGUAAAUUCAUGGGAAAAUUGACUCCAGAACAGGCGUGUACUUAUUCGCUCUCUCGAUUUGUUGAUGUAAAAGAUGGCAAACUAGUCCAAUUCACUGAAUCAGUCACCUUGAGUGAUUCUGUGACACGUCGAACCCCAUUCAAUGCAGUUCUUACUGAAAUCCAAUUGGAGACUGAGAAGAGACUUGUGAUCGACUCUCUAACUGUGCACGAUGGUCAGCCAGCCGAUGAAGAAGAACAUUGAAAUCUCACGAAAUCUUUCAUGAUGUUUCAACAAAAUAAACAAUAAUGAUGACAAUC